Messenger RNA from Anastrepha obliqua, 1075 nucleotides. Its product is annotated as LHFPL tetraspan subfamily member 2a protein. The transcript is spliced from 4 exons. Lineage: Eukaryota; Metazoa; Arthropoda; Insecta; Diptera; Tephritidae. The coding region runs from base 239 to 964 and encodes 241 amino acids. Gene Ontology annotation, cellular component: membrane. The record is from RefSeq and is a predicted model, not a curated record.
AUAAAUACAAAAUACGAGUAAAUAACACAGAAAAAGAAGUUCAAAAAAACACACACACACAAAAAAAACAUCAACAAAAGGAGCAAAGGGAGUGACUGGCUCCCUGGUGGCAAAGGAGUGUUGCGGAAUUACUCAAGAAAAACGCACUAAUGCAGCGAGCACGCGGUCAGUAGCACGGUCAGGCGGAGCGCUAAUACACAACUACAUUUCCUGAGCUGAGAAGUGGAGUCGAAGAGAGAUGUGUUACAUCAUCAUCACCGGUGGCAGUCUAGUCUGGUUCGUGUUGAGCCUGAUAGCCGAUAUGUUAAUCGCCUCUGCGAUAGUCACACCCAAAUGGCUGAUUGGGCCCAAUCCAACACUGGUCAGUGUCGGCUCCAGCGCAUCUAUACAAACAAACGCGCCCGAGGUCCAAAACGAUACACACUUGGUGGCGCUGGUGCCAACGGUGCGCUACCCCUCCGUGGGCAUUUAUACGCGUUGCAAGGUGAUGCAUAGCUAUGGCUAUCAUUGUGGGCCCUUCGACUUGGAUGGCUUUGCGACGGACAACAGCGUCUAUCCGGUUGCGUGGAAGUUCACGAUGUUCUUUAUGUCGCUGGGCUUUGCGGUGCACUCGAUAACGGUGGCGUUGACGCUCAUCACUUGUUGCCGGCAAUCGGCAUUUGGCAAGAGCAUACACAAUAUGACGGGCUGCGCGCAAGUUGUGUCAGCGAUCAGUAUUAUGUUGGCGCUUUUUCUACACCCGCUUGCCUGGGGUGUGCCUAGAGUGCAGUUGUUGUGCGGUGCUGACGCCGAGCCAUUCUAUCCCGCCAGCUGUUCCAUUGGCAUUUCCUUCUAUUGUGCCGUGGUGGCAGCGAUACUCUGCUUCAUUUGCGCCGGCAUCAGUCUGAAGGCAGAAUCGUCAAAUAUGCGCUCGCGUGUAAAACGCCGCGUUGAGGAGGGCAAUCGAUUGGUGUGCAUUCCAUGAUUAUUAGCGAUUUCUUGUAGAAUUAAAAAAAAAAUCCUCUAUAAGUCGCAUCAAAUGCUGUAUUUCGAUUUUUUAUAUUAUAUUACUGUGUUGUAAAUUGUUUCAUGUAUG